Molecule: messenger RNA, 996 nt
Organism: Aureococcus anophagefferens
Lineage: Eukaryota; Pelagophyceae; Pelagomonadales; Pelagomonadaceae
Exons: 3
Coding region: 1-996 (331 amino acids)
Source: RefSeq, a predicted model, not a curated record
AUGCAGCCGAUGCACCCGCAGCAGAUGCGCCCGCAGCAGAUGAUGAACCCGCAGCAGAUGAUGAACCCGCAGCAGAUGAUGAACCCGCAGCAGAUGAUGAACCCGAAGGACGUGCACCCGGAGCAGAUGCACCCGGAGCAGAUGCACCCGGAGCAGAUGCACACGGAGCAGCAGCAGCAGCAGCAGCAGCAGCAGCAGCAGCGGCUGCAGCAACAGCAGCAGCAGCAGAUGAUGAUGCACCAGCAGAAGCAGGUCUUCCUGCACACGUGGGCCGGCGCCGAGGCGGCGGCCGUCGUGCGCGCCUACGCGCCCGUCGCCGCCGUCGUCGAGCUGCAACGCAACUUCAGCGGCUAUUACAAAAGCCUCGUUGCCGUCGACCCCUGCGACGCGGCGCUGGUGUCGACGGGCCAGCGCUGCCCCGUGACGCUCCAGAACAAGUUCUCUAUGUUCUGGUCCCUCCGCGAGGCCGCGCGCGUCAUGGCCGAGCACGAAGACGCGCGGGGGAAGCGGUACGCGUUCGUGCUGAACACGCGCUUCGACGUCCGCUUCCGCGGCGCGCCGCUCUUUCUCGACCGCGCGGCGCUCGCGCCCGGCGGGUUCUACGGCGUCGUGCACCCGGCGACGCCGGGCGUGCACCCGCGCGAGUUCGUCGACGACAAGCUCUUCGGCGCGGGUUCCGAGGCCGCGCGCGCCGCGGGCGGCGUCUUCGACCUGCUGCCGGACCUCGCCGUCGCCGGCGCGGCGCCCUUCGAAUUCUCGAACCACUUGAACCUCGAGCGCGGCGUUCUACGGUUGCUCGGCGACGACGCGGGCCGCCGCCUCUGCGACGCGCUGCGCGAGGGCGGCGACGUGUGCGCCCUCGGCAGCGUCUCCGAGCUCUACCGCGACGGCGACGGCGGCGGCGUCCGAGAGUGCCUCGUCCACAUGUUUGCGGACCUCAAAGCCACUGGGAUCGUUGCACGUCGCUGCAUAUUUGCGGAGCGCGGGGCGCUCUAA